AUGAACCUCGCCAUAGUGGGCGCUACCGGCGCCGUCGGCCAGGUAACCUUGCGCCUCAUCGAGGCACGUUACCCGCAGCAUCGCAACCUGAAGCUGCUGGCAUCCAAGCGCUCCGCCGGUAGGAAGAUGAACGUGAACGGCAAGACAUUUGUGGUGGAAGAAACCACUGAUGACUCCUUCGAUGACGUCGAUAUCGCCUUCAUCUCGGUGAGCACCGAGGCGUCGCGUCGGUUUGGUCCGGUGGCGGCGCGGGCCGGCGCGAUGGUCAUCGAUGAUUCCAGCGCCUUUCGCAUGGAGCAGGCGGUUCCGCUGGUGGUGCCGGAAGUGAAUGGUUCUGAUCUGUUGUGGCACGACGGCAUCGUGUCGAUUCCCAACUGCUCGACCACGCCGCUGGUGAUGGUGGCGCACCCGUUGCGUCAGGCGAGUCCGAUCCGCCGCAUCGUUGCCGACACCUACCAGUCUGUUUCCGGGGCCGGCGGCGCGGCGAUGGACGAAUUGCGCGAGCAGACCCGCACCGUCAUGCACGGCGGGCCGGCAGAACCGAACGCGCAGCCCCAACGCAUCGCUUUCAACGUGUUUCCCCAAAUCGAUGGGUUCAACGAAACCGGCUACACUGUGGAAGAACAGAAGAUGAUCGAUGAAAGCCGGAAGAUUCUGCACGCACCGGACAUAGCGUUGUCGGCGACGUGCGUGCGGGUUCCCGUGCUGGUAUCUCACUGCGUGGCGGCACACCUGGAGUUUGAGCAGCCGGUAUCGGCGGGAGAAGCGCGUGAGCUACUGAGCCAGAUGCCCGGCGUAACCGUCCAGGACGACCCGGCAGCGUCGGUGUAUCCGAUGCCGGUAUCUGCGGCCGGCUGCGACGAUGUGUUCGUGGGACGGAUUCGCAAGGACGCAUCGCAUCCCAACGGGUUGGCCAUGUGGGUAGUGACGGAUAACCUGGUGAAAGGUGCGGCGCUGAACGCUCUGCAAAUCGCCGAAGAAGCCGUUGCUCUCGGCGCGGUGCACGGGCAACGUCGCUAA
Geodia barretti is the source of this 1020-nucleotide messenger RNA. The record is from the annotation of a GenBank genome assembly. NCBI's taxonomy places the organism in Eukaryota, Metazoa, Porifera, Demospongiae, Tetractinellida, Geodiidae.